UUCUUGUGUACUCGCUUUUGUUGAGAUGACUCCUUCGAUAUAAGGCCUGUGAUGGUGAAUGGAAUUCUCUUUUUUAAUUUCAUGUAGGUGCUCAAGAGACCUUUUAAAAGUCUGAAGUGAAGUGUCAUGGAUCGACCACCUCAUAAUUAUGCAGCAGCUUCUGCAAUGGCAUAUGCCCAACAGCAGCGACAAGCAGCCAACAUACCACAGCAGCAACAGUUUGGAUUUCCUGGCCAACAUCAACAGUUCCCGCCAUCAGUUCAUGGCCCUUCUUUCUUGCCUCCACAUCCAUCCCAAUUCCCUUACCAUCCACACAUGCAACAGCAACCUCCACUACACCAUCCUCCCCCUCCUCAUGCUCAGCUUCUUCAUCUCCAGCAGCAGCAACCUGCCUUCCCUUCACAUUUGCCUCCUCACCUUGUUCCUUCACCUUUCCAUGGUCUAUAUGAUUCUCCUCCACCACCAGCAGCUCCCCCAUCUGACCCUGAGCUCCAAAAGCGUAUUGAAAAACUCAUUGAGUAUUGUAUUAAGAAUGGCCCAGAAUUUGAAGCAAUGAUCCGUGAGAAGCAGCAAGAUAAUCCUGAUUAUAGUUUCCUCUUUGGUGGUGAGGGCCAUGGUUAUUACAGAUACAAGCACUGGUUAUCUACACGCCCACCAGGUGGCCCCUUUAAUCAUCCUUUUCCUUCCUCUAUUCACCCUCCUCCAAAUGCUGUUAUGAAUCCUUCUCUAAGCGGUCCUCCAGUUAAUGCCACUGCUCCUGCUAUUGGGCCAAUGGGUGGUCCUCAGAUGCACCAACCUCCUUUUCCUCCAUUCUUUGAUCAACAGCACCACCAUCAGCACCCUCAGGCUUUUGCAAGUCAUGCUCGACCAGAUUACGACCAGUCUUUCAAAGGUCUUGCUGGUCCUCUUCCUUCUGAUGUUUCAAUUGAGCUUAAUAAUGUGCUAAACAAUCUUAGUGGUACCAAAGAGUCAAUCAAAAAUGCCAAGAUUUGGUUCCUGCAGAGAUCUCCAUUUGCCCCAGCUUUGGCUGAGGCAGUUAGAGACAGGAUCUUUGCUUUGGAUGACUCUGAGAGGCAACUACACGUAAUUUACCUUGCCAAUGACAUUUUGUUUGAUAGCCUGCAACGGCGAAGCAAUCCUCAUGAACUUGAUAAUGAAGCCCUUGCAUUUAAACCUGUUUUAGGUUCAAUGCUAACAAGAAUCUACCACAACCCUCAAAACAAGGAAGAAAACCAGCCACGGUUAGAAAAAAUCUUGCAGUUCUGGGCAUCCAAGGAAGUUUAUGAUCAAGAUACUAUUAAUGCGCUUGAGGAUGAGAUGCUGGGUGGUGUGCCAACUAGUUUUCCUGGGCCUCCAAGGGAACCAUCUGCAGCUUCAGCUGAUUCCUUGAUGCAUGGAAUGACACUGCAAACAACAAACCAUAAUAUCUCACAAUGGCAGCCUGAUAAACCAAGUAUUGUUCCAAAUGUACCUGAUCUAGAGCACCCUGACAAACAAGGAACCGCUCAGCAAUUUGUUCCAAGUGCAGCCCCUCCUGGUGCUUUUCCAGGGUCUGUGCCCAUCAAUUCUUCUAUUCAACCAGCAAGCCAACAACCCAUAUCCCAUUUAUUGCCUGCCCCAACUGCAAAUAUGGUUGAAAAAUUGCCCCCAUAUCCACUCUUUCCCCCUGGUCUUAUUCCUGGAAUGGUCAGAAAGAUGCAGAUUGGCAGUGGGGUGCCUUACUCCCCAUUGAGUCCAUUGGACAUUCCAACAGUUAUACCUCCAUCCACUAUGUCACCAUCAGAAAUUCUCGAAAGAGUUUCAAAGUUCUUUAAAGAGAUUGGAGAGGUAAACCCUUCCGAGGGACCACUGAAAUCUGAUGCAGGAGAUGAAGAUUAUGAUGAGUAUGAGAUAGAGCCUCCUGUUCGCAAGGGAGGGGCUUGCAUCCCUCCACCUUCUAAUUUGCAGGUAGAUCCAGAGACAGGUACUUACGCCGAUGGAAGUGUAGAGCGAAAACCAGGGUCUACUGGGUCUGGAAGAUUGGGACUUGGGGCAACAGCUAAUCCAAAUGAGGCUAGUCAAUAUGAUGAUGUUUAUACCUCUUAUAGAAAACAGAGAAGUACAUCGUACCAUUCAUCCAUGAGUGCCAGAGCUGCUACAAGGUGAAAGUUUUUCAAAUAUCUCAUAGAUUAUUUACAAGUAUGGUGGAAACUGUAUACUUUGUUACCUUGCUUCUCUACUGUUUUCUUUUUCCCUAAUUUUGUCCUCCAACUUUCCCAAAACUGAGUUCUUAGAGCAUGUAGCGUGAGUAAUUAUUUUUAGCAUGUAGCGUGAGUGAUUAUUUUUACAUAGUUAGAAUCUCUAAUCUUGGCCCCUCCAUCAAAGUUUUUAAAAUUUAGUAUGGAUGUCAAUUCGGUUAAAGCAAUGGCAUAUAUAUUUGAUCACCCUUGUAGAGCCUGUUUGGUUUGAGGUGAAAGGGGAGGGAAAAUAUUUUGUCCAAUCAAAGGGACAAAUUUUC
This is a messenger RNA of Rubroshorea leprosula, 2497 nucleotides long. The record is from the annotation of a GenBank genome assembly. NCBI's taxonomy places the organism in Eukaryota, Viridiplantae, Streptophyta, Magnoliopsida, Malvales, Dipterocarpaceae.